Staurois parvus is the source of this 402-nucleotide messenger RNA. The record is from the annotation of a GenBank genome assembly. Lineage: Eukaryota; Metazoa; Chordata; Amphibia; Anura; Ranidae.
AUGCAGACUGCUUCUACAAACAUUUGUGAAAGACUGUGCAAUAAGUCCAUCAGUGAAAUUUCCUUGCUACUAAAUAUUCCACGGUCAACUGUUAGUGGUAUUAUAGCAAAGUGGAAGUGACUGGGAACAAUAGCAACUCAGCCAUGAAGUGGUAGGCCACGUAAAUUUACAGAGCAGGGUCAGCACAUGCUGAAGUGCACAGUGCGCAGAAGUUGCCAACUGUCGACAAACUCAAUAGCUAAAAACCUCCAAACUUUGUGUGGCCUUCAGAUUAUCACAACAACACUGUGUAGAGAGCUUCAUGGAAUGGGUUUCCGUGGCCGAGCAGCUGCAUCCAAGCUUUACAUUACCAAGUGCAAUGCAAAGCAUCGGAUGCAGUGGUGUAAAGCACUGGGCUCUGUA